Ostrinia furnacalis (Asian corn borer) is the source of this 831-nucleotide messenger RNA. RefSeq names its product WUSCHEL-related homeobox 7-like. The transcript has 5 exons. The record is from RefSeq and is a predicted model, not a curated record. NCBI's taxonomy places the organism in Eukaryota, Metazoa, Arthropoda, Insecta, Lepidoptera, Crambidae. The coding region runs from base 1 to 831 and encodes 276 amino acids.
AUGGUGGAGCGGCUCGGCGGAGGCGGGCUGGGGCUGGGCGGCGGCGGCUUCCGCGGCGGCGCGCAGCCCUCGCUCGCCGACUUCCAGCCGCCGUACUUCCCGCCGCCGUUCGCGCCGGCACCGCACCCGGCGAGCCCGCACCAUCAGCAACAGGCGGCUUCCGAGGCGGCGCGCAGCCCUCGCUCGCCGACUUCCAGCCGCCGUACUUCCCGCCGCCGUUCGCGCCGGCACCGCACCCGGCGAGCCCGCACCAUCAACAACAGGUAUAGUAGGGCUCCGAGUACACAGGCCGCCGAUCACAAGCAUCCUAGCUUCCAUACAACCAGGCUACCAACUAUAGGCGGCGCGCAGCCCUCGCUCGCCGACUUCCAGCCGCCGUACUUCCCGCCGCCUUUCGCGCCGGCACCGCACCCGGCGAGUCCGCAUCAUCAGCAACAGGCUACCAACUACAGGCGGCGCGCAGCCCUCGCUCGCCGACUUCCAGCCGCCGUAUUUCCCGCCGCCGUUCGCGCCGGCACCGCACCCGGCGAGUCCGCAUCAUCAACAACAGGUAUAGUAGGGCUCAGAGCAUAUAGGCCGCCGACUAUAGGCGGCUGCUGCGGCGGCGCGCAGCCCUCGCUCGCCGACUUCCAGCCGCCGUAUUUCCCGCCGCCGUUCGCGCCGGCACCGCACCCGGCGAGCCCGCACCAUCAACAACAGGUUACCAACUACAGGCGGCGCGCAGCCCUCGCUCGCCGACUUCCAGCCGCCGCACUUCCCGCCGCCUUUUGCGCCGGCCCGCACCCGGCCAGCAUCAACAACAGGUACAAUCCUCCACCAUGUUUCUACUAG